AGGCAGACAUGACCGCAGUGGUGGUAGGGCUGGACGAAGAAAGGACUUCAGUAGUAGAUUUCAGCGACUUCCUCUACAUUGACCAGAACAGCAUCGUAUACAAGCGACCAGUGCUGGAGUCCGACAUGGCGGGAUUUCUAAAGCCGUACACAGCCACGUCAUGGGUGAUGAUAAUAGCGGCGUUGGUGACGGUGGCGGUCAUGGUACUUCUAACUGGUCGCUUCUACCCGCUGCCUCGUCCGCCUCUCACAAAAGAAAAUCGUAACGGAUACUUUGUGUCUUCCUUAAGUUCGCCCGGUGGUUCAAGGAGAAAGAACACAAUUUCGAGUGAGCUGUGGGACGCUGGUUUUUGGAGCUUCGCCACAGCCUUAGCCCAGUCAUACACCUUUCUACCGCGAGGACUAAGUCAACAAGCAAUGUUGGGCAUGUGGUUAGUGUUGUCACUGAUCAUCUCCACAGUGUACCGAUCCAACCUCAAAGCCAUGCUGAUAAAGCCACGCCUCGUCCUGCCCUUCACCAACCUCAUGGAGCUGACGAAAUCUGGCAUCCCAUGUUUCGUCGUUCGCGGCACCGUUUUGCACAGCAACAUUCAGGGUGCGGAGGUUGGAAGCGCCGUGUGGCAACUCAACAACAGGCUGAUCCUCCACUCUGACGUCGCGCUCGCUGUGAAGGACAUGUCAGCGGGGAAGCACGCCAUCUUCACCACCCAUCUCGGGCUGCUUUCGGUGAUUCACACUAGUUUUGUCCAAACGAAGACUUGCUCCAUAUACAUGACUAGCGACAGUUACUUUGGACCCAAGUGUCUCUCCAUCGUCUUCCGUAAAGGCUCUCCGCUCCGUCAACACGUAAAUCCCAUAAUAGUAAAAUUGCGGGAGUCUGGCAUCCUGGAGCACCUGCUUAUGAAGUACGUGGUAUAUGCCAGUACCUGCCUCCACUCAGACCCCGCCAGCGUGGAGGACAUCUUACGGCCGCUGGAGAUUGGCGACAUGUACGGAGUUUGCUUCGUCUACGUCGGGGGAAUGAUGGUCGCUUCCUUAACUCUACUGGCGGAGCUUGUGAUCGCCUGAAGGACGAAGCAGAAGUCAGGCAAAUCUCCGACCAGUCUAUAUUCAAUAAUACAGUUGUCACAGCUUCAACUUUCAUUGUCGACCGAAAAAUGAGACAACUAAAAAUAUAUAUAAAUACAUGCCGAAGUCUCUCUCUCUCUCUCUCUCUCUCUCUCUCUCUCUCUCUCUCUCUCUGUCUCUGAAUAAAGUUGGAAGGACAAGAUUUAAUGUACUGCUAUCAAGUAUUUACUUCUUAUAAUUUUCAGUUCUUAUAUUCACGAAGAAUAGUCAUAAAAAGUCCCA
Messenger RNA from Scylla paramamosain (green mud crab), 1349 nucleotides. RefSeq names its product glutamate [NMDA] receptor subunit 1-like. Gene Ontology annotation, molecular function: ligand-gated monoatomic ion channel activity; signaling receptor activity. The transcript has 8 exons. The coding region runs from base 9 to 1067 and encodes 352 amino acids. Gene Ontology annotation, cellular component: plasma membrane. The record is from RefSeq and is a predicted model, not a curated record. NCBI's taxonomy places the organism in Eukaryota, Metazoa, Arthropoda, Malacostraca, Decapoda, Portunidae.